Molecule: messenger RNA, 1557 nt
Organism: Anisakis simplex (herring worm)
Lineage: Eukaryota; Metazoa; Nematoda; Chromadorea; Rhabditida; Anisakidae
Source: the annotation of a GenBank genome assembly
AUGGCUAAUGGUGGUGUUUCAAUGAAGUCAUCGCCGUGGGGCAAGAACGUUAAAGAGGUUACGGAUGUGGAUGACGAGCCAAUUGUUUCGUUGAUUGAAAUUAUGAAUGAGGAACUUGCUGAACAACUUGAAGAGGCAGAACUUGCGGAUGCGACAGAAACAGGUUUGGAUUCAUCAUUGGCACAGUAUGGAUUGACUGUAGAGGAUGUGGGAGAGGGAGCAGACGACUUAACACUUGCACGUGCCUUACAAGCUCAGUUCGAUCGAGAGUAUCAAGCGAGCCUUAAAGUUGAACCAAAAAAGGGGAAAGGAACAAAAAUUGAAGUGAAUUUCGAAUCUUAUCAUCCGAGUUAUGAUUUGGAAGGUGAUUACGAUGACGAGAGCGGUGAAGAUGAUGAAGAUUUACGUGAAUUCGCCACCAAUCUCUUAUAUGAAAAUGUGAAAGAGGAGUUUCCACCGUGUGGCUUCGUAAAAGAUGCAGAGGGAAAUUUGAUUACAAAACAUGAUAAAGAAUUAUCUGAGAAACGUAACACAAAUAAAGUCAUGCAGUUUCCGAUCGAUUUUCCAACCGGUGACGUGGUUGGUGAGAAACUGAGUAAUCGUGUUUUCAAUACAUUGCGUGCCUACAGUAAAACUGAUCAAAAACGUAACAUACGAAUCAGGGAUAAGGAGGAAAAAGCUACAAACGAUCAAAGUAUGGAUGCGACAACAAGAAUGAUUCUCUAUAAAUGGAUUAAUUCAGGCGAAAUGUUCGAUCGAGUUGAGGGGGUGAUUGCAACCGGAAAGGAAUCAGUUGUAUUACAUGCGGCCACUCGUGCCGAUAGUGUGUUGAAUUUGGAAGAGGCUCAUUACGCAAUUAAAGUCUUCAAAAUGACGCUGACCGAAUUCAAAAAUCGUUCUGAAUACGUUCAAAAUGAUUACCGUUUCAAGAAUCCGCGCAGAGUGUUGCGUGUUUGGGCUGAAAAAGAGUUCAUGAAUUUGCACCGAAUGGUUCGAGCUGGUCUGAGAUGUCCCGAACCAAUUCGUCUUAAGAAGCAUGUAAUGGUGAUGUCGUUGAUCGGUAGUGGUGGACGAGCUGCACCGAAAUUGAAAAGUAUUGACUGGGAGGAUGAGGAAAGUAAAGUGGAUGCUUUUGAGCAAGUUAGAGAAGCUAUGUUACGUAUGUUCAAAGAAUGCAACUUGGUUCAUGGUGAUUUAAGCGAAUUCAAUAUGUUGUAUCAUCUUGGCCAGGUCUACAUUAUUGAUGUGUCACAGGCAAUUGAUAUUUCACACCCGCGUGCGUUGUUCUUCUUGUUACGUGAUAUCGAAAAUGUCUUGGAAUUCUUCGGACGAAUUCUCACUGAAGGCUUACCAACUGCUACUGAACUGUUCAACGAAAUCACUGGAUUGAAUAUGGACCCUGAAAAGAAUCUUCUCGUACAGGUGGAGCAUUUUGAGAAAGACAAUCGAAAUGUUCAGCUGAGAGAGGAUAAAGCCAAGCCGGCAGAUUGUGACCUUCGCCUCUAUGUUGACGAAGUUGCUACAACACAUGAAGAUCCGGCUAAACUCUACAAUUAA